Messenger RNA from Sodiomyces alkalinus F11, 1785 nucleotides. RefSeq lists its product as hypothetical. The coding region runs from base 80 to 1504 and encodes 474 amino acids. Gene Ontology annotation, biological process: G protein-coupled receptor signaling pathway. Gene Ontology annotation, molecular function: G-protein alpha-subunit binding; guanyl-nucleotide exchange factor activity. The record is from RefSeq and is a predicted model, not a curated record. Lineage: Eukaryota; Fungi; Ascomycota; Sordariomycetes; Glomerellales; Plectosphaerellaceae. The transcript has 5 exons. Gene Ontology annotation, cellular component: cytoplasm.
CCGGUAUCCAAACGAAUACAUACGCGAGGAACCAGACCGUAGCGUCGUCAGAUAAUUGAACGGGGGCUCCAAAACCGUCAUGACAACGGUAAUGGCGGCUGGAGCAUCUGGCCCAGCUAAACUUCAAGCUGUUACCCAGUUGAUGACCAAAGUCCAGGGUCACCUUGAGAGCCCAACCCUGUCUCAAACAGAACUUGAGGCUUCUCUGGAGCAAUUGAAGCUGUACGGAAGAGACCCGAGAUUUGCAGACCCCAUCUUCAGCCAAGAUGGCAUAAAAUCUUUAGCCAGACUCGCUUUCGAAAGCCAGUCUAGGCCGGUUGCUCGGGGCGCUCUGCGAGUGCUCGCCAACUCUAUGCUCCUGAGACCCAACACACGGCAGACAGUGGUUGACCUUGGGUCUCCGGGGAUAGCAUGCAAGCAGCUGCGUGAGGAGGGUCCUAAGGACUGGGACGACUCGUUCCUCUUAUCCAGAGUACUUCUCCUCGUCACUUACGCCCAACUGGAUCUCUCUACUCUAAUAGAGGAGAACGACAUGGCGGGCGCGAUUGCAGCAAACCUGAACCGCCAUGCCGAAGCCCUGGACAAAAGCAAACCAUCCGAACCAGCACAUCCGAUGCAGGACAUGGCUUUGGACGAGACCCUCCGGCUUCUCUUCAACGUCACACAUCUCUCCUCCGAACAGGCGUCGCUAUUUACCUCAGCCGUUCCACCUAUUGUUUCCCUGCUUUGGAAGCAGGAGAUACCCCCUAACAGGCCCCUAGAUCCGCCCUUUUCUUCUUUGGUCAAUCCGCUUCUCAACCUGAACCUACAAGCCGAAGAGGUUCGACCGUCUCUCUUUCCCAAAGAAAAGCCGACGCGCGUCGUAGAAAGACUAGUUCGGCUCCUCGAGCUGUCCCUCGAGACGAAGGCAUAUAGCGAAACAGACCUGGAACAGAAUCUGCCGCCACUCAUAGGUGUCCUGCAGGCGCUCCAUUCGGCAGCAAAUGACGAGGUGAAGAACUAUUUGCGGACUCGGCUGCUCCCACCCGAGGAAGACCGGAAAGAAGCUCUAGGCCGGGGCGCCUCGCUCGGCUCCAAGCUACUGCGAAACUCGAACAACCCCACGACGCCCCAGCUAGGGGAGGUGAUAGCCAACCUCUUAUUCGAGCUUUCCGAUAGGGACGCGACCCAGUUCGUCGAGAAUGUCGGGUUUGGCUACGCGUCGGGCUUCCUGGCGAAGCAUAACAUUGCCACGCCGGAGAACGUCGCCCACACUUCCAACAGCACCACGAACAGGCCCGUCAACCCCAUCACGGGCCAGUUCCUGGACGAGGAAUCGACCCCAGACAUCCCACCGAUGACGGAUGAAGAGAAACUUAGGGAGGCCGAAAGGCUUUUCGUGCUUUUCGAGAGGCUGAAGCAAACCGGCGUAAUGAACGUCCAGAAUCCGGUGGAACAGGCUAUGCGAUCCGAUCGCUUCCAGGACCUGGGAGAGGAUCGGGUGACGGAGGUUGAUUCAGACUAGCCAGUUAUUUAUCACUUUAGCUUUGCUGAUGAGCCAUUUGGAUAGGUCUGGGGGGCCCGCAAAUGGGGUCUUUCUCAAAAGUGAGCCUUAACAUAGUACCGACUCGGAUUUCUGGGGGUUUUUCGUGUCAGUUGGAUUGACGCUGUAAUCCAAAGGGGCCUUUCAGCUUUUCUAUGUAUCUAGUCACUUCAUGGGAGAGUAUCAUCAUAAGAAUCUGGAUAUUGAGGCAGACAGGUGAUGGAGACUGCCUCAGGUAGUUAGUUUCAUCAACAGAACACGGC